Monoraphidium neglectum is the source of this 453-nucleotide messenger RNA. RefSeq lists its product as hypothetical. The record is from RefSeq and is a predicted model, not a curated record. Bases 1 to 453 code for a protein of 150 amino acids. The transcript has 4 exons. Lineage: Eukaryota; Viridiplantae; Chlorophyta; Chlorophyceae; Sphaeropleales; Selenastraceae.
AUGUCGCUGGACCCAGAUUUGGCUCUGGACGAAUACCUGGGGUCAGGCAACAUCCAGUCCUAUUUCAAAGGCACCGCCUUUGCCACGAUCCGCGCCCUGGGGGCCUGGGAGCCCGGGAUGGAGCGCACCAUCGGCGGAUUCAACGCUGUGUGGCGCGACUUUAAGGAGCGAUGGGGCACUGUUGACAUAACCGAGGCGAAGCGCGCCCUGGAGACGCCAGAGAAGCUGCUCAGCGCCGCGGCCGUCGACCCCACCAUCGCCGCGCAGCUGGUCUGGACGGUCGCCUCGCUGGCGGACGGCUGCCCGCAGCUCUCCGCCGCGCUCGCGCGCGCCGGCGUCGACGCAGCGGCGGCCCCCGAGCUCGCGCGGCUCAAGGACGGCUCGGCCGGCCCAGACGAGGAGCAGUGGUGCGCAGACCUGCUCGCCACGGCACGCGGGCGCCCACGCGCGUGA